Cyanistes caeruleus (blue tit) is the source of this 674-nucleotide messenger RNA. The record is from RefSeq and is a predicted model, not a curated record. NCBI's taxonomy places the organism in Eukaryota, Metazoa, Chordata, Aves, Passeriformes, Paridae.
GGGGGGGAAUUCUUUGGGAUUUCCUGAUCCCGGAUUUUUCCCGUUUUUCCAGGGGUUUGCGGCUGUUGCGGAGCGCUCCGGCCCCGCUACAAGCGGCUGGUGGACAACAUCUUCCCCGAGGAUCCCGAGGAUGGGCUGGUGAAGAGCAACAUGGAGAAGCUGACGUUCUACGCGCUCUCGGCUCCGGAGAAACUGGAUCGCAUCGGAGCCUACCUGUCCGAGCGGCUGAUCCGCGACGUCGGCCGGCACCGAUACGGCUCGGUGUGCGUGGCCAUGGAGGCGCUGGACCAGCUGCUGCUGGCCUGCCACUGCCAGAGCAUCAACCUCUUCGUCCAGAGCUUCCUCACCAUGGUGGCCAAACUCCUGGAGUCGGAAAAGCCCGACCUCCAAAUCCUGGGAACCAACUCCUUUGUGAAGUUUGCCAACAUUGAGGAGGACACGCCCUCGUACCACCGCAGCUACGACUUCUUCGUGUCGCGCUUCAGCGAGAUGUGCCACUCCGGCCACGCCGACCCCGACGUGCGCGCCAGGAUCCGGAUGUCGGGGAUCCGGGGGCUCCAGGGCGUCGUGCGCAAGACGGUGCAGGACGAGCUCCAGGCCAACAUCUGGGAACCUCAGCACAUGGAGAAAAUCGUCCCCGCCCUCCUCUUCAACCUCCAGCAGCCACAGCCACA